Notothenia coriiceps (black rockcod) is the source of this 5408-nucleotide messenger RNA. It is a transcript of the gene mark4a, whose product is annotated as MAP/microtubule affinity-regulating kinase 4a. Bases 1 to 1527 code for a protein of 508 amino acids. Gene Ontology annotation, molecular function: tau-protein kinase activity. The record is from RefSeq and is a predicted model, not a curated record. Gene Ontology annotation, cellular component: cytoplasm. The transcript is spliced from 10 exons. NCBI's taxonomy places the organism in Eukaryota, Metazoa, Chordata, Actinopteri, Perciformes, Nototheniidae. Gene Ontology annotation, biological process: intracellular signal transduction; microtubule cytoskeleton organization.
AUGAUUGCACAGUUGAGCAAGGAGCUGAGGGAGCGUGUUCUGAGGGGGAAGUACCGCGUUCCCUUCUACAUGUCCACAGACUGCGAGGGGAUCCUCCGCCGGUUCCUGGUGCUCAGCCCCUCCAAACGCUGCACCCUAGACCAAGUCAUGAAGGACAAGUGGAUUAAUGCAGGGUAUGAGGGGGAAGACCUGAAACCCCACAUAGAACCUGUGGAAGAUUUCAGUGACGCAGCUCGCAUAGAGGUGAUGGUGGGGAUGGGCUUCACUCCAGAGGAGAUCAAGGACGCUCUGCUUAAUCAAAAAUACAAUGAAGUCACUGCCACCUACCUACUACUGGGACGCAAAGGCGAUGAGGCCAGUGAGGCCCGCACAGCCAGCAGCCUGUCCCUGGCCAGAGUACGACCCAGCCCCAUCACCAACGGGACCAACAAGCACUCUUCAGCCACCGGCACCUCCUCCUCCUCCUCCACCUCCUCCUCUUCACAUAGCAAGACUCAGCGCAGUGCCUCCACCUAUCACAGGCAGCGGCGACACAGCGACUUCUGCGGGCCGUCCAUGCCCGUAAUGCACCCCAAGAGGAGCCCCACCAGCACGGGGGACCGCGAGCUGCGGGAGGGCCGAAUGCCUUCACGUAAGGCCAGCUGCAGCGUGAUGGGGAGCCACAGCCUCCCCCCCUCCAGCCCCAUGGUCAGCAGUGCCAACAACCCCAACAAGUCUGAGAUCCCAGACCGCCGCAAAGACAUGACUGCCACCACGAAUAACAUCCCUGGAAGCGCCAUGACGCGCAGGAACACGUACGUGUGCACCGACCGCUCGGGCACUGACAGACAAUCUCUCCUGCAGAACGGCAAAGAAAACAGCUCCCUGAGCCACCGCCUGCCUGCAGCGUCUCCCUCCACACUCAGCAUCUCCGCCGCCGGAGCGGCCUCCUCCUCUUCCUCUUCGGACCGGUGCCGUCUGACCCGAGGCUCCACCAUCCGCAGCACCUUUCACGGGGGACAGCUGAGGGACCGCGGGACCCCGGUCUACUCGGCCCCGCCUACUUCACCCACCCUGUCCCACCAUGAAGCCAGCCCCCUGCCACACGCCCGCACCAGGGCCACCUCCAACCUCUUCACCAAGAUAACCUCCAAACUCACCCGCAGGGUCACAAAUGAAUCUGAGGGAAUCAGGCGAUUUGCGGUCACAAGUUGCCAUCUACCUGGGUAUCAAAAAGCGUCCGAGCCCCGGGCCGUCGGACGUGGCUGGGAUCUGAGGGGGGGGGUGCGGCGGGACCCUGCGGAGGUGGUUCUGGCUCUGCGGGAGGCGGCACUCGGCUGUGGCUGCCAGGUCCACCACGCCGGCCCCUUCCUGCUCUCCUGCAGCCACGGGGUGGCGGGGGGCCGUGUUGCUUUCGAGGCCGAGGUGUGCCAUCUCUCCACAGGCACCUCGGAGACUUCUAACGGGGUGCGCUACACGAGACUCUGGGGGACACCGCUAGCUUUUCGGGACAUUGCUACCCAAAUCUCCAAGGACCUUGAACUUUGAAUGGAGGAUGUGUUUGAGUGUGUGUUUGAGUGUGUGUUUUUGCGUGAAUGAGGGUGGAUUUGACUGCGCUAGGGGAGGGGGGGUUGGAAAUAUUGGAGAAAAUAAUAGGCGAGGGGCUGGACCCGGAAGAAAAGACUUCUGUCUCUUUCAUGACUACCCCCCCUGCACACACACAAAUACACACACACACACACACACGCACACACGCACACGCACACACCAGGCCCGUAAAGUCACACAGACUGAGGGCCCCCCCCUUCCAUCCAAUCAACCCCCCAGCUCAGCCAGCUGAGCACCUGCACCUACUGGACCUGGAUCAGAUGGAUAUUUUUUAUUGCUACUCUAGCCAUAAUGACUCUUUAUUUUGUUAUUUAUUGCUCUGGUCUUUGGUCUUUGUUCACAAACGUCAUCUCCUGACCAGCCAUCUCCUUCUUUUAACUUCUUCUUUUAUACGUCACAGCAUUUUUCCACUAACCAAUGAUUAUAUGCUGACUCGUCAUCACCUAGGGACAACAAGAUGCACAAUCGCAGAUAUGGUCCGACUCAGUGAUCACACAGUAGCCACACAGGGUUGCAUUGCUCCGAUUAGCGAACAUACAUCAGUGACGAGUGCACUGGAUUAAGGUCAGUGGGAGAGGGGUGACAGGCCUUUGAAACAACCAAUCACAGGGGCCUCUUCCGCUUCAUGAACCAAUAGAAUGCCGUUACUCCAUCAUAUUCACUUCUCUGUAUGGGACUAGCAGACAUUUAAAAUUGGGAAACAAACCCCAUGGUUUGCAAAAACAUUAUACAAACAAGAAAAAGGGAAUAUUUUGGUGCCAUUCUUUCUACACUGAUAUCAUCAUUAUAUUAUACAGCUGAUUUAGCUAAAUAGUAUAAGGUCAGAAGGUGGAAGAAGUACUUACAUCUUUCACUAUAGUAUUAAUAGUAUUACCAACAUCUACUUAAAGUACCAAAACUAACAGUACUCAUUCUGCAGAUUGACCCAGUAACUAAAUAUAUUAAAUACAUGUAGUGGAGUAAAAGUACACCUUUCACCUCUGAAUUGCAGUGGAGUAGAAGUACAAAGUAGCAUAUAAUUGAAAUACUGAAUUAAAGUUAAAGUCCCUCAAAAUUGUAUUGAAGUACAGUACUUGAGUAAAUCUACUUAGUUACUUUACACCACUGCAUAGUGUUGUAUAAGUUCAAUACCAUUGUCUGCAUUGAAUGCCUUUUUUCUCUUAAAGACUAGAUGCACAGGUGCUGCUCUCUGAUUGGCUGGGUUCAUUGUCUGUCAGUGCCGGUCAGUAAGACUUGGUUGAAGCAUUUAGACUUGAUGACCCCUCCCCCCUUUUUCAUCUCAUACCUUUCUUCAAAAGCAUUAUACUGCAGAUGUGACAUACUUGAGAAUAUCUUUCUAAACAGAAGCCCCCCACUGCUUCAGGUGAUUUAAACAAAUGUGGUGGUUGUGCAGACCAAGCGCUCGCCAAAUCCAUACGCUUUCCCUCCCUAGAAUAACUGAGGUACUGUAGGAUUGGUUUAUUAUCAGUGGAAUUAUUUGCUCUGUGCCAUGUGAUCCCACCUCAGGCUUUUCAGUAUGUUGAUGGGAAACACCAAAAGCAAACAGCGAGACCUCUCAGAUCACACACCUUUACACACCCAUACACAGAAACAUGCACUUCUAAUGUCCACCCUCUUCUUUCGGUGUCUGGUCUGCAGGAGGGGGGUGAGGGGGUUCUGAAUCUGGUAAGGCACGAUGAAGGCAGUGCACAGUGUUUUCUUCUUGUUAGUCCUGUUGCCUUUUAAGUGAACAACCCCCAGCGCCUUCAUAUUUAAUGUUAAAGAAAACUAGAGAGUGACAGAAACACUGAGACGGCUUUCUAUUCUCCCUCCCUGUUUUUUAGUGAAUAACGUACUGUGAUAUUUACGUAGGCUACAGAGAUCAUGUUGUUUGGCUGCUGAUUUACUGUUAAUACUAUCUCUCAGUUGUGGCUUUGCUCAUGGUGACCCCCCCCCCCCCGACUCCCUACAUUUAAAGGGACGCCAACCUUAGCUGUCCACCACCUUGGUAUGUACCACCGACCUUUUUCUAUCGUCACGAUGAACAUGUGGCUCUCCUCAGCUCUUCGUUUGAGAAACACUCGGCCAUCAUCCACAAUCUCACAUUGUAGACCCAUGUAUGACAUCUCCUCAGUCCUGUUAGUGUGUGCUGUUUCAUGAAGCCCAACAGGGGGGGGCUGUCAACCUGUCCCCCUCAGGGUGAGAAGCAGACACCCAUAUGGACACCAGGAGUCUGUCCUUGUCCUCUCCCUGGACGUUUCUCAUUGUGGUGUAUAUUAGCAUUAGGUAAUAUAGACCUCAAUGCACUUUGCUUUGACUUGAAUCAGCUCCUUCCAGUGUACCUGUACAGGUAAUACCGAGAACUAGUCACUGGAGGGCGCCAAUGUCUUAAAUGUGAAACACUUCAAUUUGUGGAUAUUUGCACAGGUACCUUAUUUAUUUUUUAGAAUUAUAUCAUUUUAAAAAAAAAAACAGGAUUUAUAUCAGUCAGUUGAUGGCUGUAUAUAAUAUAUGAAUAUAGUAUAUAUCUUAGAGCUCAAGGUUUAUUUAUAGCUAGAGCAAGGGAAGUAAUUCUAGUUUAAAACAGAUUCUGUCAGUGACAAUGGGAAACAAAACCAACCUGCAAUCCUGCAUGACUUCAGAGUUUGGGUUUUAGGGGAAAAAAUUGAACAUGAUGCACACCUAGGAUUGGAAGAGACGUUUGUUUUAUAGACAUGAAUUGAUACGAGGAAAUUAUGCUAAAUGUAGCACCUGGCCCUUCCCCGCUCACAAAAUCAAACAGGAAGGCUGUGGUGAAAUGCAGUGAUUUCACUCCACCUUGUUUGCUAGAGGAUAGGUUUAGUACACUCAAGAUGGGUUUCUGAGUUCUGACAAGUAUUGAGACAUGCCUUGGAAAGUAUCACGAUGUGCAGUGUGAAGAUAAAAAUAUUCAGUUGUAGAUUCAGCAAGGACCCUUACAUUGGGAAUAAAUUGUGCCGUUAGCUUCUAUUCCAACUUAAAUUUAAACCGAUCCCAAUAAGUCCCUAAAAUGUUGAGUUGCAUUCAAGCCAUAGAAAUGUCACAUCACUGUCUCCUGAAGGCAAAUAUGAACAGGUUGUUCGCGAAAACUUGCAGUGGAAAAUAUUGAAGUGAUAAUAGCUCAACAGUAAAUAACUUAGUGUAACAACUCACUCUUAGUAUAAGACGGAUUUUCUUAAGGUGGAAUCUACUGUGAAAAAUUCUUGAAAAUGUUGUUGAGUAAACGUGUGUGUACCUGCUCAGAGACAGUGUGUCCCUGGUCUGGUUUAGAUGGUGGUUGGUACAGUAUUAAGACCCCAGGGGGCGCGGUAUUUAACAUGCACUGUCAUUUCAAAACUGAUUUUGGAAACAGUUAAUGUUUUAUGCAAAAGGAAGAGACUGAAAAACACACGCAGUUUGACCUGUAUGAGUAAUUUUACACUGCUCUGCUGUUUAAUUCCUCCCUUCAGAAACAAACUGUAAAGUUAGAUUGAGUGGUUGUGGUUUAUAAGGAAAACAUGGAGCUGAAGAUUAAUAAAAUUCACUGAUGUUGGCAUGUUUUUUCUUUAUUUUGGUGUCUCAAUCUGAAUAUUUGGUCAUAGCUUUUGAUAUUCUGGCAAAGUAAGUAUUAAUAUAUGAAGAUUAAACUGUGACUGUUAUUUCUUAUUUUCAUGUUGCCACACAAAUCAUCAAAAUUAUCCAUUUAGGUGUUUCAUGGGGUACUUUUUUUAUUGAGCAAUAUGAACAGCGUCAAUAAUGUUUACUUUUCAUAAGAAAAAGUAGGUGAUACCACGUCUGCUAGGCGAGCCCAGCUCAGUGGAGGCUGAUCCCAGGAUGUUACCAAC